CGUCCAGUCGACAACACCACUUUCCACUUAACAAAGACAUACGGAGUAUCUUCCAAAAUCUUCAAAAAUGGCCAACCUCUCAACUCUCCCCGACGAAAUCCUCCUCCAAAUCCUCACCUACCUAACCCCCGCACCCCUCACCCUCUCCUCAAAACCCCACGCCUACUGGCCCGCCUACCUCUCAAAACACCGCGAAUCCACCCUCCCCCAAACCAAAGACAUCGCUUCUCUCGCCCACACUUCUUCGCACCUAUACUCGAUCCUCUACGCCUCCCUCCAUUCAACCCUGCAUCUCAGUAACGCGUCCUCCCCCGCCAAACUUUGGGACAGCAUAACCCUCAACGGACGUCUCGGCCUCUCCAUCACCAGCGCCCACAUCUCUUCCAUCUCCCCCGAAAACUGCGUAUUCAUCUUCUUCUUGCCGAAUAUCCGAUCCAUCUACCUAAGCGGAUGGUCAGACUGGGAGACUUUUGAUCCAGAAGAUGAUUCGCUCAAUGGAGAUUCGCCGAUCACGCAUCUAUAUCUGAGUAACUGCGGCGCAUUCGAGGCGCCGUUGAAACAGGUUCUUAGCUGGCCGAGGGAAUUGAAGGAGCUUUGGUUUGAGGCGUCGCAAGGGGAGUGGGAGGGGCAUCUAGAGGGCGAGGAAGCGGUGGGUUUUACGUGCUCUGCUAUCUCGCGGGCAUUGGAGCCGCUUGCGGCGAGUUUGGAGAAAUUGGUGUUUACGAGGGUGGAUCCGGGGCAUGAGGGGUUGUUUAUCACUGAUGGGAUUGAUUUGCGGAAGUUUGAGAAGUUGAGGGAACUGAAGACUUUUGAGAUGUUGUUGGUCGGGUAUGAUUCGCAGCAUGGUAUGUGGAAGAACUUACCGAGCGGGUUGGAGAGCUUGGAGGUCUGGUAUGAUGAUCCGGGAUAUUCGGAAUUUUUGACUGGGGGGUUGCCGGAGUGGUUGCUGGGGAUUUUGAGGAGGAAGAAAGAGCGUUUUCCGAAGUUAGGGAGGGUAAGGGGUUGUGUCGCAAGAGUGGUGGGGUGAAGAACAGGAUGAGGAUAUAGGUCUCAGUACAGAUGGAAGCGAGAUACGACUCCCUAAGGACUUGAGACGUGCGUUCAAGGAUGCGAGAGUUAGUUAUAGCGUGCAUCUGAAUGAGGAGAGAUGGUUCAAGGAAGUUGUUGAAGGUGGUUCAACGUUCGAUGAGGAUUGGGAUGAAAAGGAAAUCGACAAUCCCUACCAUUCGGGCUAAGAGUACGGUAGCACAUUGUAUUGAAGGUUCAUCCAUUGUAUCAAUGCUCUAAUCUCUUCUCAC
Molecule: messenger RNA, 1298 nt
Organism: Mollisia scopiformis
Lineage: Eukaryota; Fungi; Ascomycota; Leotiomycetes; Helotiales; Mollisiaceae
Exons: 1
Coding region: 68-1027 (319 amino acids)
Molecular function (GO): protein binding
Source: RefSeq, a predicted model, not a curated record